GGUUGGUUGUAGGUAUUUUUUUUUAAAGUAUUGAGAAUGGCAGAUGAUGAUUUACCAUCCAAUAUAUUUGGAAAUAAUGAAAGAGAAAAUAAUGUAGAUCCAAAUCUACCACAGCAUAUACAUCUAGAUUUAGGCGAUGAUUCUUCACGUACUGCACAAUCAAAUAGGUUAGGAAAUCAAAAUUCUGGAAAUUCAGGUAUAGGCUCUGGAACAAGUGAAGGGCAGAAGAGGGAAGAUAAUCCUUUCUCAUUUAAACAUUUUUUACGUAGUGACUCUGGCAAUAGUAGUUAUCAGCAUAAAGGCGCCAGACCCAAGGUUUAUUGUGAAAGUCGCCCAACGCCCUCUACUUCAUCUUCAGAUCUCAACAGCAAGAUACCAGAACCAAAACAAUCAAGGAUAGUUCCCGAAUUUUCGUCAGCCCUGCCUGACUUUGUACAAGAUCAUCUAGUCAUUGAACAGUGUUACUUGGGAAGCAAUUCUAGUAGUAACUAUAAUUUGGAAUUAAAUAAUUUACCGGAUUUUACGCGAAAUCGAGAUACUAGACCUAAAUUUGAGAAUGCUAGUAGCGGCGAACCAGCUAGUAAUACAAGUAAACCUAUACCGUUAGACUUACCGAUUAGACCUCAAGGAUCAUUUCCUUUAGAUCUGCCUAUAGGCAAUUCAUCGAGUGGGCCAAGAAGUUCUACUAUAAGUGAGGUAGGAAAUUCCAAGAGCCUACCGGAUUUCCUUGCGGACAGCGCAGUUUGUUCUCAGAAAAAUGAAACACUAUCUGUUCCGCACAGUCCUGAAAGUGAAUCUGAAAGGUUGAGGCACGAGUUGGAUAUGACCAGGAGACAGUUAAGCGAACAGACGCGAUUGUGCGAAUCUUUAAGUAGAGAAUUGGAUGCGGCAAGGAAUAAAGAACACGAAUAUACGCAAAACCUUGGAAAAGCAUUGGAACAGGUGGAACAAAAUUUGGAGAAAAGUAAUCGGAGAGCAACAUCUGCAGAAAGCACUGUAUUAAAGUUAAAACAGGAAGUGAAGUCUCUUACGAUACAAAUUAAUAAUUUGAAACUAGAGAAUCAGAACCUGCGAGGCGAUGAGGCUGCCGGUGGACAAGGCUAUUACAAUCCUGUAAAUGAACUGCAUUCUCACCGUUUAGCUCAAGAGCUCAGAAAUGCUGCUAGUAGUGCAGAGCACUCGUUAAGGCAGUUAUUAACUGGUGUUGAUAAUUUAAGAAUAAUGGCAGCGGCUCUAGAAAAUAUGCAUCGGAUAGAGGAAAAGAAUGACCCUUUUCCAAAUUUUGAUGAAGAUGCUGGACCAGCAUUAUAAGCAGUUUUUUUUCUCUCGUUUACUACUGUAAGAUGUAUAUAAUUUUAUUUAUUGUUAAAAAUAUAUAUAUAUACAUGUGAUUUUAUUUAUAGGAGGUUGAGAAUUUUGAUAUUAACAGUUAGGAACUGUACAUAUUAUUAAUAAUUAAUAUUAAUGAUUUAGACUAAGUUUGUCAAUUAUAC
This is a messenger RNA of Anoplophora glabripennis (Asian longhorned beetle), 1493 nucleotides long. Its product is annotated as serologically defined colon cancer antigen 3 homolog. Bases 37 to 1311 code for a protein of 424 amino acids. NCBI's taxonomy places the organism in Eukaryota, Metazoa, Arthropoda, Insecta, Coleoptera, Cerambycidae. Gene Ontology annotation, cellular component: ciliary basal body; recycling endosome; midbody. The record is from RefSeq and is a predicted model, not a curated record. Gene Ontology annotation, biological process: regulation of cytokinesis; positive regulation of cilium assembly; positive regulation of protein localization to cilium. The transcript has 6 exons.